AUGAGUAUAAAUACCAAUCAAGGUCAAUUAGCGGGUUGUAUUGAUAAUAUUGAGGAUGGUGUCACUAAUAUCCUAGAAAAUGUAUAUGAAAUGAAAGAAGAUGUUAAGAAGAUUGUUGUGACGAUGUUGAAAGGAUUUGAAGAUUUUUAUGCAUUAAAAAAAAUGAUUGAAGCUCAAACGGAAGGUGCUUUGAUAAAAGAUGAUAUUAUCGAAAAACCAUUAAAUCCACAUGAUUUCUCUAGAAUGGAGGAAGAACGUGGUAAUACCCGAAAAUGGAUAAGAGAUUCUGAUAAUUAUGAAGUGGCUUUUACUGAAAUGCGUUCGCUUCCGGAAAACCUUUAUUUUGAAGUCAAAUGGUCAAAAUAUGGCAGUUUAGAAGAAUAUUAUAGAAAUGAAAAACUUGAAUACUCCUUAAAACUUCAAAUUGCAUUAGAUAUCGUACGUGGACUUAAUUUUCUUCAAGCAUAUAAAAUUUUACAUCAUGAUGUGCGAAGUGCUAAUGUCAUGAUCGAUUCUCAUAAACAUGCUAAACUUGCUAAUUUUGGUAUGAGUCGCCACUUUGCCGAUGCUUCAAAAAACCUUAAAAAUGUUAUUGACGAUAGUAGAUAUAAAGCUCCUGAAAAAAUAAAUUACAGAGAUUACAAAUAUGAUUCAAGAUGUGAAGUUUUUAGAAAUGAUGUACCUGAAAAAUGGAAAAGGCUUGUCUUCAAAGCAACAGAACAUGAUCCUCGUAACCAUCCAAAUUUUGAGAGAAUACUUCUUAAACUUAAAAGUUUAACCGAAAAGUCGGAUACAUCCACAAACAAAAAUACAUCUCCAACACUUACUUCUUUUAUCAGAAGUAUUAUGCCAAUCGAAGAAGCAAUUAAACAGCACAAAUUAAAAGAUGGUAACAGACAAGAGGCCUGGAAGCCAUUCGAAUUCUAUUCUAAAUUAGGUGACACGACAGCUAAAUAUUACAAAGCCUAUUAUCUUUAUAAAAACCUAAUGCGUCUUUGUGGCAAUGAAGAAGAUCGACUUAAACAAGCCACAAAUUUGUUUAAAGAAGCAGCCGAUGAAGGGGACAUGUUGAAAGCACAAAUUCAAUAUGCAAGUUGCUUGUAUAAAGGUACAGGAGUAGUGAAAAAUUUGAGCUUAGCUCUUAAAUAUUUUUCUAAAGCUGCUGAUAAAGGGGAUUCAGAAGCCAUUUUUAAUGUUGGAAAUAUGUAUUAUAAAGGCCUGGGUGUUAACAAAAAUGUUAAAAAAGGUAUUACUUUGAUCAAAUCUGCUGCUUUUAAAGGAUAUAAAACUGCAAUCAUGUUUUGUAAAGCAAAUAAAAUUUCUCUGUGA
Messenger RNA from Cetraspora pellucida, 1329 nucleotides. The record is from the annotation of a GenBank genome assembly. NCBI's taxonomy places the organism in Eukaryota, Fungi, Glomeromycota, Glomeromycetes, Diversisporales, Gigasporaceae.